This is a messenger RNA of Pangasianodon hypophthalmus (striped catfish), 5530 nucleotides long. It is a transcript of the gene kcnq5b, whose product is annotated as potassium voltage-gated channel, KQT-like subfamily, member 5b. Gene Ontology annotation, molecular function: voltage-gated potassium channel activity. Lineage: Eukaryota; Metazoa; Chordata; Actinopteri; Siluriformes; Pangasiidae. Bases 665 to 3469 code for a protein of 934 amino acids. Gene Ontology annotation, cellular component: membrane. The transcript has 15 exons. The record is from RefSeq and is a predicted model, not a curated record. Gene Ontology annotation, biological process: transmembrane transport; potassium ion transport.
GUGUUGUAUAGCCUCUGUUGUUAGAUUUGAAAGUUUGCAUGAAUCAAUUUAAAACACACAGAGAGAGAGAGAGAGAUUGUUUUUCACUGAAAAACCUCUGAAUAAACCGGAACUCUGAUUCUAGGUGCUGAGAAAGAAAUCGCAUUUUAUUCACAGCCUGCACAGAGCACGAGCUACUGUUUUCAGAAGGAUGUAAACACGCCUGAAGCAGCGCACGCGUGUGUGUGUGUGUGUGUGUGUACUGUUGAGAAGCAGUGUUGCUGCUGUAUGCAGAGCUGGCACAGACGCUAAGAUCCGGUUCCUGUGCGCGCGCUUCUCACUCUCAGCGCGACAGAGCGCGAGCACGCGGCAUUGAUGCUCUGUGAGGAACCCGCGAGACAGCUUCGAGUUUAAAAUUGAUUGUCAAAGACUUUGGACGCUCGUGUUUUCACUUCACCGCGCAGUGCACGUGAGGAGUAAAGCGAACCCGGCGGAAAAGCGCUUUACAGUUUGUCGGAAGUGUUUGCACUGGGGCAUGUUUGCACUGUGCGUGUGGCGGGAAACCUGUUUCGCGUCCUGUUUCCCCGUGAAGCGUCGUGUGGGAGUGUGAGCGGCGGCGGCGGCGACGCACGCAUGAGCCGCGCGCUCGGAGCGGCGCGCACUCUCGGCCGGCUCCGGUGACGAAAUGCCGCGCGACCGCGGCGGAGACGAAGGCGCUUCCGGCGGCGUGCGCCUCGAAACACGCGGCACGGAGGAUGUGGAACGGGGCGGCGGGGUCGCGCGGCGCCCGGGUGCGGACGGACGGCGGGGAGAGCGCGGCGCCCGCCUCAGCCUGCUCGGCAAACCGCUGGUGUACGGCGCGCAAAGCGGCCGCAGGAACGCGCGCUACCGCCGUCUGCAGAACUGCCUGUACAACGUGCUCGAGCGACCGCGGGCAUGGGCAUUCGUCUAUCACGCGCUUGUGUUUGUGUUGGUGUUUGGCUGUUUGGUGCUGUCCGUGUUCUCAACCAUUCCAGAUCAUCAAGAAAUGUCAUCACGUGCUCUGUUUAUAUUGGAGUUUGUGAUGAUUAUUGUGUUUGGGAUGGAGUACCUCGUGCGGAUCUGGUCUGCAGGCUGUUGCUGCCGGUACCGAGGAUGGCAGGGACGACUGCGAUUUGCUCGAAAGCCAUUCUGCAUUAUAGACAUCAUUGUGCUGAUCGCAUCAGUCGCCGUGGUUUCGGCCGGUAGCCAGGGCAACAUCUUUGCCGCGUCGGCACUGAGGAGCAUGCGCUUCCUGCAGAUCUUGCGCAUGGUGCGUAUGGACCGCCGUGGAGGCACCUGGAAGCUUCUGGGAUCUGUAGUUUACGCACACAGCAAGGAGCUUGUGACUGCCUGGUAUAUCGGCUUUCUGGUGCUCAUCUUCGCCUCCUUCCUCGUCUACCUUGUAGAGAAGGACUUGAAUAAGGAGUUUUCUACGUACGCUGAUGCACUCUGGUGGGGCACGAUUACUCUGACCACUAUAGGCUAUGGAGAUAAGACUCCCAAGACAUGGACAGGCCGCUUGCUGUCCUCCGGCUUUGCGCUUCUUGGCAUCUCCUUCUUCGCUCUGCCUGCGGGUAUCUUGGGCUCAGGUUUUGCUCUUAAAGUCCAGGAGCAGCACAGACAGAAGCACUUUGAGAAGAGAAGGAAUCCUGCAGCUUGUCUCAUCCAGUGUGUUUGGCGUAGCUAUGCGGCUGAUGAGAACUCGGUUUCCAUUGCUACCUGGAAGCCACAUUUAAAGGCGUUGCAUACCUGCAGUCCUACAAAGAAGGAUCAAGCGGAGACCUCGACAAAUAAGGGUCUUAGUGAUAAGCGCGGACUUCGCAGGAAACUGAGUUCGAGGAGUCAGAAGCUGAGCUUUAAAGACCGUGUAAGGAUGGCCAGUCCUCGCGGUCAGAGCAUUAAGAGCAGACAGACAUCCGUCACAGACCGGCGUUCCCCGGGUGCUGAGAUCAACGCCGACGGCUCCAGUCCAGUCAAAGUGCAGAAGAGCUGGAGCUUCAACGACCGCACUCGCUUCAGACCCUCUCUCCGCCUCAAGAGCCAGUCCCGCUCCACCACCGAUGGUGAGGCUAAUAUGGCACCGGAGGAGGGCGUCGAUGAGAAAGGCUGUCACUGUGAGAUCUCCGCUGAGGACUUGUUACCGGCAGUGAAGACCGUCAUCCGAGCAGUCCGGAUCAUGAAGUUCCAUGUGGCAAAGAAGAAGUUUAAGGAGACACUGCGUCCGUAUGAUGUUAAGGACGUGAUCGAGCAGUAUUCAGCAGGACACCUGGACAUGUUGUGCCGGAUUAAAAGUUUACAGACGAGGGUGGAUCAGAUCCUGGGGAAGGGGCAAGUCCCUGUAGAUAAGAAGCUGAAGGAGAAGAUGCUGUCUGAUGGAGAUCUGCUGGAGGACGUCAGCAUGUUGGGGAGGGUGUGUAAAGUCGAGAGGCAGGUACAGUCCAUUGAAUCCAAGUUGGACUCGUUGCUGGACGUCUACCGGCAGGUUCUGCAAAAAGGCACCUCCUCAGCUCUCAACCUGUCAUCUCUGCCCCUGUUUGAGCUGGCACAAACGCCAGACUACCCAAGUCCGGUCUUUACCAAGGAUCUCUCCUCUCCCUCACAAUUCAGCCAAAUGAGUAGCUCCAACUUCCCCCGGGGCUUCCAUCUCAUUUUGGCUCCCAAUGAGUUCAAUUUCAACUUGAACAACUCAUCAGGGUCUCCCUCCGUUGACGACAAACUCAAUUCUGCCUCACCAUUUAGCCCAUCUCCUCUUCAGCCUCUUGCCACACCCACUGCAGAUUGCCCACCUGCUUUCAUGGCAAACAAUCCUGGUGGGGUGCAUAUUCCCAGACUGGCCAGCCCUCCUCCACCCCCUCCGACAUCUGCCCGGUUUCAGCUACCCCUGUUGCCACCUCAGUCAGGCCGAGUGAACAACGGAUCAACCCAAUUUCAGGCCAGUCCUUCUGAUCACUUCCCACCCUCAUAUUUAAACAGAUCCCAGCAGGACUUGGCACCAAAUGCUAGAAAUCGCCCCAGCGCCAAAGAGGAUGCUUCCUGGAGGAGACAUAUGAGCCCAGAGAUGGGAAUGGAGAUGGACCCUCUUGUGGAGCUCUCACCCUCCUCAGUGCCAGAUGGAGUUGACCAGGCCGUGGGAAAGUCCUUCUCUGCCCAGGACCUCGUUGGGAUUCCAGAGGUUGAUAGGCAACACAGCCUCUCAGCCAGCAGCAGCCAGGACUCUUUGGCUGCAGAGCAUGAGAUGGGAGGAGGUGGCUGGGCCGAGGCCGAUCUCUUCAUCGCAGAUGGAGACCUGGAGAACUCAGUUCAGACUCAGUCCCCAGGCUUUGGCUUCCUGACACAGCCUGCUGCAAAUUCCAAUUUCUCCUCUGAACUUUUGAGGACAGGGACAGCAACGAGGGAUGGCCUUGGCCUGGCGCCCAAAUUGGGUAGUACAAAGCCUUUCAUUUUGCCACACGUUUGGCUAAAACAAUAAGUCAUGGACAUGAUGAACUCUUAUUAGAAUUGAUCUUCUUGAAGGACAUGAAGCUUGCUUGAAAGCUUUGUCUUAUUUUUAAGUAUUUUAUUUUAGCAGCUGGAAAUGGGAGGUUGGAAAGGCAAGAGUGGAGUUUGGGGUAUUGUUUUUAUUUUUAAAAUUUGUUUUAAUUUCAGAUUUAAUUUUAUAUAUUGUUGUUAAAUGCUGAUUUCUUUAAGAAGAAAAAAAAGUUUUCAUACAGUGAACAUACCUGAGGACUUUUCAUUGCAUGCAGUGUGCUUUUUUUAAAGCACUGUAUUAUUGAGUUGGCCUAAUGAGGGAAAUCCACAAUAUAAUGAAAAGACGCUUUCUCACAUAUAGUAUUCCUUUGCUUAGUUCAGAUCAGCGUGAAAUUGACACUUUUUGUUAAUUUCCUUUUGGGUCAUGUUCCAUUUCGCAUGUCACAACAAAAAAAAAACCUUGCAUGUGGAGACAGGUAGGAUUGAAAAUUUCAUUUAUAUGUAAAUCUUUUAUUGAUUGGCUAUUUCAUGUAAAUGGGUCAAAUCAGGGUUGAAUUGUGUUCUCUAGUCAAUCAAACUGCACUAGGAUUCACUCACUUGGUCUCAGACUGGCCCUUUUGGUCCACACCUAAGUGCGAUUGCUCUGUUUACAUUUGCCUAAACAAACCACAUGGUUAAAAGUGCCAUAACUUAAAAAUAAUUGCAUGUCUCCAAUAGAAAAGUAAAGACGGUAUUGCUUAUGUUGCAUGUCAGAACCACAGGAACUGAUGUUAAACUGGAAAUGAAGGUUUAUGAACAAGCUGGCUUGACAAUGUCAUCAUAUCAUUUUAGAUGCUAACGGUUUAUAAAGAUACAGAAUAAAGUCAAUGAAGACAAAAGGGAGAGGUAUGAAUAGAGGCAGCUCUAGGGGACAUGUUGGGAAGCCAUCAGGGCUAUGAAACAUGAAGAGUUUACACAAGCCAGGUUUGAAAACUCAGGUCGAUUGAUUCUGGGAUUUUUCAGGAUGUUUAUGUGUGAUCAAAAGCCAAUAAAUUACAGGAAUAGACCUGUGACACCCUUUGAGGCCGCAGUGGGGACUCAUCACUGAGAGGUUUUUCAAUAAGAGCCAAGGUGUACAUUUGUCUGAUUUUGAAUACAGUAGAAAGCCAUGACUGUACAGUUUUGAGGUUAUUUUGUGUUUGUAUGAUAAAAUCUCACAAAGACUUAAACUGGAGAAGAUGGUAAACCUGCCAAGCUUCACCCAAACCCAAAUAGUUAAAACAGCCCAUUGAAGCCACACCAACAAAUAAAAGCCUAAUGUCAAUUGAAAACAGUAACAAAAUAAAUGCCUCAAGUGAGGUAGAAUUAAGGAGCUGUUGGCUAUUCAUGCUAUUGAUUUUUUUUUUAAAUAGUACAGUCCUGGACAUGUCUUGCAUGAGCAAAUCUGCAGCAGACUUUGAGAAUGCAGGGUAAGCAGAGAGAAGUUAAUAAACUCAAAAGCUAAUGAGCUUUCGAAGCAGUGUUUAUAUAUGAAGGAAUAAAAUCUCUCCUUAAAUGCAAUGCACAUUAAUCCAUUUUAAACAGAUGAUACUGUUUUGUGCCUCAAUAGUAUUUAUUCAUAUUUAUUACUAUUUAUUGUUUAUUACUUAUGUGGCUGCUUUUUCUGAUAUUUGAAUGAGCCACACACACAUAUCCUCAAUAAGACCAUGAUGUUAAUGGCUUGGUUCCCCCUCUUUGCCCCUAUGAAAAGAAAUCCUAGAACCUCCCCUGAGUAUGAGAAGCCUGUUGUUGUAAAAUUAUAGAAAUAACAGUAAUACUGUAAAAAUGGAAACAGCUAUAACAAAUUCCAACUGUUAUUUGUUUUAUUCUAAGAGGAACAGACACUGUUACAUGAUCUAUAACAUAUAGUAUGCUAUAUUUAUAGAUACUAUAUUCUGGUUUUGUCAAGCCAACUCAAAACUUUUUUCAAAAAAAUAUUAUUUGUUUUUACAUCUUUUAAAUGUUACGUUACAUUGUGAAGUCUUUUAUUUUUCUUUAGUUAUAAUAAGUCCCUGACAUAUUGAAGGGUACUUUUGCUGUUGAA